Messenger RNA from Eimeria maxima, 1785 nucleotides. RefSeq lists its product as hypothetical. The transcript is spliced from 7 exons. The record is from RefSeq and is a predicted model, not a curated record. The coding region runs from base 1 to 1785 and encodes 594 amino acids. Lineage: Eukaryota; Apicomplexa; Conoidasida; Eucoccidiorida; Eimeriidae.
AUGGUUAGGAUUUGGGCGAUUCUAGUGGCAUACGUUAGCCUUGUUUUCGGUGGUCGCAAUGUUGUCGCUGCCCUUUCUGAAAGGGCGCCGUAUCAGUUUGGUUCAGGUGUUGCACUCACUACAAGCUCCGUUACUCAGGAGGCAAACCCACACUUAUCAGAAGUUUCUCGCUUCAAAAGACGCCAACGUCUUCUUCAUGGGGUUCUCCAACAAGAUAGUACUGUGCUCCGCGGGGCUGUUGGAGCAUCAGAGCCCAUACCAGGGAUCUUUCUGCAGCUUCAAUCGGAUCUUGAACAUUCCCAAUCUACUGCGUCCCAAGAAUUAGGGGGAUCCUCGGCGUCAGCUGGUGACUCCCAUCUAGAGAAACACAAAGAAUCCUCUCAGGAAGCCUCAAAUGCAUCUAAGAGAGAGGCGAAAGCACAGCCUGAGGAAGAUUUCAAAGCGUCGGCGACAAAUGCAGAAGGAAGCCAAGCUAGUGAGGGAGAGCAUUCUUCCCACAGCAAAGGCCAUGGACGAAGUGACAGCGAAACCUCGGAAACAGCAACUCACAAAGAGGAGGAGGAGGCGGGGAAAACUUUGCACGAAUCUGCAUCUGCAGAAGGAGGAGCCGCCGACCAUAAGAAGACAAAAGCACACCAACCUGGCCAUCAGGGAGAAGAGGCCAAAGAGCACGAAAGGGAGAAUUUACUUGAACCCGGCCGUACGGCAGGAGGGGUCAGCGAACAAGGCAAGACAAAGCCACACGAACUUGACCAUACGGCAAGCGACAGCCUACACGAGGAGGCAGAGGAGAAAACACACAAACAUGUCCACGGGCCAGCCAAGUUCGAAGAAGAGGUGGAUUUCAACUCCCUAAUUAACCGACUUCGCCCCCUACUGAGUGCGGCGAAAGGCAAAGAACUUUACGGAAGGCUAGUGACGAUUGUCGACUUGCAUGAAAAGGCGGUAGCAGUUGAGGAGGAACUUAAAGCAGAGGCAAGGAAGGAGACGGCUCAAGAAGAGGCUCUGAAAGAAAAGACAGGCUCGGACGUUGCUACUCAGGAGGACUUACUGUUGACCCAGCAAUUGAGCAACAUGUGGGUACUGCCCUUCUACGAAGAAACCAAGCGCGAGACGUGCCUCUCUGGAUUUGAAGGCCUUGCUCAUGAGGCAACGAUUACUUGCGCUGACCCUGAAUGUUUUAAGCUUGAAACCCAAGCCCAACAAUGCCAUUACAUGUCGAUUGAGUCCAUUAUGCGCAAAGAGGAAUUUGAAACCGAAAGUGGACAGCCAAAAUGGCAGAAAUCACCUCAUCCACAAGCAGCGAAGGACCACAUGAUUUUGGGAUUCGAUGGAGAAUGCCGCAAACCCGAAGCCCUGGGUUCUGAGAUACUAAACAUGUUGCAGCAUCCUCGACAGCUUGCCAAAAAGCACGCCUUGGAGCGUGCAACUGGCAGCGGAGGCACUGCUCCACCCCAGAAGCAUCAUUUGGACCUUAAAUGCGAGACUGAAGAAAAUGCGGACAACUCUUCAUGCAAGACUGUAUACGAGGCCCUCCAGCACGUCGCAGAAUCGAAGCCGCGGGCUCUGCCAGAAUUGUUGGUCUUGACGGAUAUCAAAGAUCUUAAGAACACCUUAGGUUUGUACAGAAUCGCACUUAUUUUCGAAGGGCUUGUUCAAUUCACUACUCCAGAAGGAAACAAAGUUGACGCGUUUCAACACAAACUUCGCGCAGAGGAUGCGGAGUUCGUGCGCAAGCACAGACACCAAGAUAUAUCGUCUACAGUGAUGCUAAAGGAAGAGUGA